Molecule: messenger RNA, 510 nt
Organism: Neoarthrinium moseri
Lineage: Eukaryota; Fungi; Ascomycota; Sordariomycetes; Amphisphaeriales; Apiosporaceae
Exons: 1
Coding region: 1-510 (169 amino acids)
Source: RefSeq, a predicted model, not a curated record
AUGCUCAACCGGCCGGAGCUUGGCUGCCUAGUUCGGUCCAUCAUAUUGACCGGAUAUAGCUGGCUCAAGUGGCAUGGGCAUCUACCACGCAAGAUUCCUGUUGAUGAUUCUCGUCUGGAUGAAAUCGUGGGAGCAAUCGAGAGGAUCAAGAUGCCAUUCGGUAAGCUCUGGAUAUCAGAACUACGUUCGGGGACCAUGAAUGCCUUCGUCGCCGUGCUUCUUUCGCAGGUCCCCAGGCUGGAGACACUAUCUUUCAGUCUCAACUUCGCCAAAGAGUGGGUGCUUACGGGCAGAAUGUUGAGGGCCGCGCUUCUCGAGCCAAGGAAUACCGCCUUGCCAAAGUUUGACCACCUGAAGAAGGUGAGUUAUUAUGCUCCCAUGGACGGAGACCUGAUGAACCGGAUCCCCAACACUGUCCAUGCCAUGACGCUAUUUUACCUGCCCAACAUGGAAGACAUUCGUGUCAAUAUCGAAAACCCCUACUCCUGCCUGGCCUACCAAAGCACCUAG